Carlito syrichta (Philippine tarsier) is the source of this 2317-nucleotide messenger RNA. It is a transcript of the gene ICA1, whose product is annotated as islet cell autoantigen 1. Gene Ontology annotation, cellular component: Golgi apparatus. Gene Ontology annotation, molecular function: protein domain specific binding. NCBI's taxonomy places the organism in Eukaryota, Metazoa, Chordata, Mammalia, Primates, Tarsiidae. The record is from RefSeq and is a predicted model, not a curated record. Gene Ontology annotation, biological process: regulation of transport. The transcript is spliced from 14 exons. The coding region runs from base 83 to 1612 and encodes 509 amino acids.
GUUAUAAUAUAACUUAUCCUCUCAUGCUUUUUCCCUGCCCCUUCUCCCCAAAUCAUCAGCAGUAGAAAAAGAAGAGGAAAACAUGUCAGGACACAAGUGCAGUUAUUCCUGGGAUUUACAGGAUCGAUACGCUCAAGACAAGUCAGUUGUAAAUAAGAUGCAGCAGAAAUAUUGGGAGACGAAGCAGGCCUUUAUUAAAGCCACAGGGAAGAAGGAAGAUGAACAUGUCGUUGCCUCCGACGCAGACCUAGAUGCCAAGCUAGAGCUGUUUCACUCAAUUCAGAGAACCUGUUUGGACUUAUCAAAAGCAAUUGUACUCUAUCAAAAGAGGAUAUGUUUCUUGUCUCAAGAAGAAAACGAACUGGGAAAAUUCCUCCGAUCCCAAGGCUUCCAAGAUAAAACCAGAGCGGGAAAGAUGAUGCAAGCGACGGGGAAGGCCCUCUGCUUUUCUUCCCAGCAAAGGCUGGCCCUGCGAAAUCCUUUGUGUCGAUUUCACCAAGAAGUGGAAACUUUUCGGCACCGGGCCAUCUCGGACACUUGGCUGACGGUGAACCGCAUGGAACAGUGCCGGACGGAGUACAGAGGAGCGUUAUUAUGGAUGAAAGAUGUGUCUCAGGAGCUCGAUCCAGACCUCUACAAGCAAAUGGAGAAGUUCCGGAAGGUGCAGACACAAGUGCGCCUUGCGAAAAAAAAUUUUGACAAGUUGAAGAUGGAUGUGUGUCAAAAGGUGGAUCUUCUUGGAGCAAGCAGAUGCAAUCUCUUGUCUCACAUGUUGGCGACAUACCAGACCACUCUGCUUCAUUUUUGGGAGAAAACCUCUCACACAAUGGCAGCCAUCCAUGAAAGUUUCAAAGGUUAUCAACCAUAUGAAUUCACUACUUUAAAGAGUUUACAAGACCCUAUGAAAAAAUUAGUUGAGAAAAAAGAAAAGAAGAAGGUGACCCAGGAGGAGACCGCAGAUGCCGCAGUGCCAGAGCCAAGCCAAAAUUUACAGAAUAUUUGCCUCACAAUGAAAUCAACUUUAGGGAUUAAGAUGCCACAGAAAGGGACAGAAAGCCAGCAGAUAUUAAUUUCAUUAGAGGAUGAAAACCAGCACCAGGAGUCCUCUGGUUUUAUGGCUGAAGGUGGAAAAAGUAUUUUAUCUGCCUUAGACAAAAGCUCUACACAUGGUACAUACUCAGGACCUAUAGAUGAACUAUUAGACAUGAAACCUGAGGAAGGUGCUUGUCUGGGUCCAGCAGGGACCCUGGAACCAGAAGGCACCGACAGAGAUGACCUGCUGCUGCUGAGUGAGAUCUUCAGCGCCUCCUCCCUGGAUGAGGGCGAGUUCAGCCGGGAGUGGGCCGCUGUCUUCGGGGACAGCCAGCCGAAGGAGCCAGCACUGACCGCGGCCCUGGGUGAGCCGGACCUCAGGCCCCAGCCGGGCUCGAGCUUCCUGCCCUCGCAGCUCCUGGACCAGAACAUGAAAGGCUUCCAGACCCCGCUCCAAGAGCCCACAAAGGCCGCCUCGGACCUGACUGCCUGGUUCAGCCUCUUUGCCGACCUCGACCCGUUAUCAAACCCUGAUGCUGUGGGGAAAACAGAUAAAGAACACGAAUUGCUCAACGCAUGAGUCUGCAGCCCUCGGGAGAGGGGUGUGUGCCCCCUUGGCUGCUCACCUGGGCUGGUAGCACAAAGCGCUCAGCACGCCGUUUUCACACUGACGUGCCAUUUUAAUAAACACAAGGGUCCAAGGCCCUGUUUCUAUGGGUAUCAUUAUUUACUCUUAUUUGGUAUUAAGGGUUUUAGUGUCUCUGUGUGGACGGGAACAAUAUAGGAUUGUCCAGGAGUGGUUUCCAGACCCCUGCUCCCCACCACCAUCCCAUCAUGGCUGCUGCAGUGUCACGGGGCCCAAGUUCAAAUAAAAUCAUGAGCCUACUUUGAGGCUUGAAGGGCGUGUCCUCCAGCCUCGGAGGCCGCAAGAGGCCAGCAAAGCUUCCAUGCCUCCUCCUGCACCCGCUGCCUGGAUCCCUCUUCCAGGGGGGCUGCGGGAGGAUUCCCUCUCCCUGCCAAGCCACCUUCCAGCAAGCUCCGGACAAAGCUCCCGCCAACCAAAGACACUGUCCCCGCAGUACGUGCCUGGCGGGCCAUGCGUCCUCGCCGGCAGAGGAGCCGGGCUUCUGUGUGAACCUUCCACGGAAAGCAGCCAUAUUGCAGACACCAGUGUCUCCUUCCGACCUCUCCAUGGCUGGAAUUCAAAAGCAUGUAUUUCUGGAGCCCCUUGUGAUGUUGUUUCCUUUUUUAAAAAAUUAAACAGAAAGGAUAUUUGACACACAAA